Molecule: messenger RNA, 4995 nt
Organism: Lineus longissimus
Lineage: Eukaryota; Metazoa; Nemertea; Pilidiophora; Heteronemertea; Lineidae
Product: DIS3-like exonuclease 2
Exons: 19
Coding region: 252-4445 (1397 amino acids)
Biological process (GO): miRNA catabolic process
Cellular component (GO): P-body
Molecular function (GO): RNA binding; 3'-5'-RNA exonuclease activity
Source: RefSeq, a predicted model, not a curated record
UUCACAACUUCUAAAAAUUUUGAGAAAGUCUGCUGCAAUUUUAUGACGAUUUCUUAUUCAGUGAUCAUUAUUUUAGCGAUUUGAGUCUGUUCAGUGGCAAGAGCAGUUUAAUUGGUACAGUUGUAAACCUCCUUGUUGGUAGAAGUAUUGCGGUAUUCUUUCUUGAACCUGGCGUUUUCAUCACUUUUUUUCUGGGAUCUCAUGAUCUGGAUCAGUGGAUGCAGUUCAGUAAUUGAUUUGCUGUGAGAAGGAUGGCUGAAGGAGGCAGUGAUUUCAUUGAUCCGCUAAGUGUAGUUGAGCCCAUUGGGGAUUCGCCAGCUUCCAGUGGCAUCAUCUUUAGUCCCAGACUGCAGAAGAAAACGAAGGCUGACAUGGAUCAAAUAACAGCUCAACUUGAAGCUGUGAAGCUGGAGAGUCCAGUUGAGAAGAAAGAUGGAGAUAAAAGUUUUACUUCUGACUUGGCACCUGCAAAUUUUAAAUUUGGUUUUAAAUUAGAGAAGGACAGUUUGGGGGAUCUAGGAAUUUCAGAAAAAGCUCCUGAGUCUGACAGUGUUUUCAGUAAAAGACCGGAAGUUUUAGAUUCAGGGUCUGAUGACAUUGAUGAAGAUAGUGGUUUUGUUAAAGUUGAGGGAGAAAAGAAAAAGAAACGCAGACGUGGAACAAGAGGAGGUAGACAGAGAUCUAAAAAAUCCGAGGAAGAAAUGCGUGUUGUUGUUGAUGUUUUAGAGGCAGAGACUAGUUUUACGAUCCUACCCAAAUCUGAGGUCAAGGAAUUGGCGUGUGAGAUGAACGGGGAGAUGCCUGGUCAAGUUGAAGAUAGAUUCAAAAGCAGUGGGAAGUCUAACAGGGUACCUAAACGGGUUGGAUCUAUGGAGAAGCUGAAGAAAAGUAUAAUUGCAGAUGUAGUCGGACAUGCUGAUGAUGUUGAGCAAGAUAAUACAAAGAAAGUGAAGUCGAGAUCUGCAAAAUUGCCUGAUAUUGUCGAUAGUUCAUGUCCUGUGUCGGUUUCUGGAACAAGCAGAUCUGAUGUGGCAAGUUCAAGGGCUACAGAACCGAUUGACGCAGGGUGUAGUAAAAAAUCUAGCAGUCGGAAAAGACGAGAGAGAAGGAAGAAAGAAAAAGUGGGUAAAAAUGUUGCAUUGGCUUCACUUCUGAGUAGGAAGCCAAGCGAUUUUGACGAUGACAGUGAUGAAUUGCCGGAAUUGGUGAAACAGUUCUUGGAGAAAAAUGGUAGGACAGUUGAGAGUUCAAAAAUGUCGAAUGAAUUUGCUGACUUGCCAAGGAAUGAAGCGAGAAAAAAGAAGGGGAAAGAGAAAACAAGGGAUCAGAAAGACAAGGAGGGGAGGGGAAAGUUCACUGAUAAGGUUUCGAAUCAGACACCAGUCAAGGAAGGCUGUUACUCUAAGUUACUGAAAGAGCACAACAUAAGAGAGCGACACGACUCUCUGCCUGCAAAGUUUGACAGAAGACAUGGAUCAAGCCCUGUUAGUUUUUCACCUGGUAGAAAGAAUAGGGACAGAUAUUAUAGUCAGUCUUAUGAUGGGCAGUUUGACAUGUUUGAUGAAGCGAGCCAGUCUCCCCGUCAGAGUCUCUUCCCUGGUGAUGUUGACCCCAAUAACACCAGAAACGCUAAGGAGGGUAGGAGAAAUAAAAAGCACCACCAAAACAGAGAUGGGACUCCAGAGAGUCAAAGACCAAAGCUCGGCCAAGGCCAGGGAAGACGUAAUACUGAGGAUGGAGCAUAUGGAAACAACUCGCCACGGAAUGGAAUGAGUCCUGCCAGGCCUAGGAGUCAUUCUGAAGCCAACCAAAGCCCACAGUGUGGACUGAAGGGUACACCUAAAGGCAUGACGAUCUCAAAGAACCAGACGCCAAGACAAAGAGACGGCAGGGGUACCCCGAAUGACCAAGAUGCAAGCACACCAAACAAACAGGGUCGAGGUACACCAAGGAGUGCUUCAAAGAAGAAGAAACAAAUCCAGUUUGAGCCAUAUCUGGAUAAGGAAAGUAUGAGCUCGUUGCUGAAGCAGGGAAAUCUCAUUGAGGGGUCGAUCAGAAUCAACCCAAAGAAUUAUGAAGACGCGUAUGUUCCCCACCCAGAUGGUAGUUCAGAUGUUUACAUCAAGGGCCUUGCUGAUAGGAACAGAGCACUGAAUGGGGAUGUUGUUGUCGUCCAACUCCUAGCUGAUGAUAAGACACCGCUGGUAGACAUAAAUGCCAAGCAACAUAAAGAUUUACCACAAGGUGUCCAGAAUGUUCUGGAGAAAUUAGUCGAGAAGAACUCGAUGAGAUGUGGCAAGGUUGUUGGUAUCGUAGAGAAGCUGCACAGCCGCGCCUGUACUGGACAUAUCAAACCCAUGAAAGACAAGAACCAGAACUACAUGCUGUUCUCCCCAAUCGACCACCGCAUGCCAAGGAUCAAAGUUCCAGCAGAGGACUGUCCCAAAGGUUUUCUGGAGAGGCCAGGAGACUUUGCCAACACGUUAUUUGUGGCCAGGAUAAAGGAGUGGGAGGAAGGGUCGCAGUAUGCUAAAGGGAAUGUUCAGCGCAGUCUUGGAGAGGCUGGAGAGAUAGAACCAGAGACGGAAGGCAUGUUGAACGACUAUGGUGUUGACUACAGUGACUUCUCCCAGGCAGUCCUCGAAUCCCUCCCAAAGAAUCUCCCGUGGACAAUCCCGGAAUCUGAACUCCAAACCAGAAAAGAUCUCAGAAAAGAAAUUGUGUUUACUGUUGAUCCUGCGUCUGCUCGUGACCUCGAUGACGCUUUAUCUUGCGUUGACAAUGGAGACGGCACUUAUGAGAUUGGUGUUCAUAUUGCCGAUGUCAGCUAUUUUGUAAAGGAGCAGACAGAGUUGGACUGUGUUGCAGCCAGUCGGGCGACCAGUGUGUAUUUAGUACAGAAGGUAGUACCAAUGUUGCCGCGGCUUCUGUGUGAACAGUUGUGUAGUUUGAAUCCAGAUGAAGAUCGACUGACCUUUUCCGUCAUUUGGAAAAUGACUGAAACGGGCGAGAUUCUUGACAUAUGGUUUGGCAGGAGUGUCAUUCGGUCGUGUGUCAAAUUGAGUUAUGAUCAUGCGCAGGGUUUCCUAGAUGAGCCUGACAGGGAAUGGACCAGGGAAGAACUGCCACCAAUAUCUGAUGGAGUCUCCAUUGAUCAGAUCAAGAGCAGAAUUUUAAUUUUUGACAAGAUUGCAAAGAACUUACGUGCCAAAAGAGCCGACAAUGGUGCUCUCCGCUUGGAUCAGGUCAAGUUGAUGUUUGUCUUGGACAAGGAGACCGGCUUGCCAUGUGGUUGGAAGGUGUACCAAGGGAAAGACAGCAAUAAGUUGAUUGAAGAGUUCAUGUUGCUGGCCAAUAUGUCUGUGGCUAACAAGAUCCGUCGUGCGUUCCCCGAGAAGGCCAUGCUGCGAUGCCAUCCUCCGCCAAAGACAAAGAUGAUACAAGAUCUGAUGGAGAUGUGUGAGACGAUGGAUAUCCCCCUUGAUGCCACCAGCUCAGGUGCUCUCCAUGAAUCUCUCUCUGCCUUGUACGGAGAUGACGAAGACUCACAAAGCCGUUUACAGAUACUGACGGUGCUAUGUUCAAAGCCAAUGCAGCUUGCCAAAUAUUUCUGCACCGGGACGGUCAGUGGGGUUGAGGAUUGUUGGCAUUACGCUCUCAGCGUCCCAGAGUAUACACAUUUUACGUCACCAAUCAGGCGAUAUCCCGAUGUCAUCGUGCAUCGGCAAUUGGCUGCUGCUCUAGGCUUGACCCCUGAGCCAAAUGCCUCAAAGAAUAUCAUCCAAAGACAAGCUGACCAUUGUAAUCUGAAGAAGUCCAAUGCCAAGAGGGUCUCGGAGAUGAGCAGUGAUAUGUUCUUUGCUGUCUUCGUCAAGGAGAGUGGUCCAAUAGAAGAAAGCGGUAUGGUGAUGUCAGUGCUGGACAGAUCAUUUGAUGUGCUCAUCCUGAAGUUUGGAGUGAUUAAGAGAGUUUAUACAAAUAAACACAACUUAUUGGAGGCAAAAUGCGAGAAGAGGAAUAAGGUACCAAGACUAACAUUGGUAUGGAAAGAAGGGAAACAGACCAUCACUCUGUUUACCAAGGUUCAGUGCAUCAUAGAAUCUGACCCACAGCCCUUGAAAUGGAACGUUCUAAUCAAGCCGCCUUAUUGCGAUGAUCCUUCCACACCUCAGGUCGAUGGUGAUAAUUCAAUUGGGGAAGACGCCCCAUCUGAAACAAAGGAUGUGUCGCUACUGCCUACCAUUGUUGAUGGAGAAAUCUCUAUUGAUAAAGAUGCUACACCCAAAUCAAAUGACGCAUCACUGCCGCCAGCAGCUGUCGCUAUUGGUGACGUUAUUGUAAGGGAAAAGAGCGAUUCUGAGAGCGAUGGAGACUCCGAUGAUACGAGUGGUGAUGAUGUGGUUGUGGAGGAAACCAUUGAGACUGUUCUAAAUGAAACUAAUUGAAUAGUUUAAAAAGAACUGUGUUAUCACAAAUUCAAGAUGGAAGUAACUCUACUGUAAACUAGGCCAGGAGCCAUCAUACCCUUUUAAGUGGCAGUGCUGACAUUUGAAACGGAAUGUCGAGGAAUUGCUGAGUGUAUAUUUUGAUGCAUUGUUUUAAACUAUGAAAUACCUUUCUUUCUCACUGAAUUGAAUAUAACUGAGUAAAUAUAUCUGGGGUAUUGACCCCUGGAGGGUUAAAGGCUUUAUGUUGGAUGCUCAUGGGGUCCAAAUGGAAAAUAUUUUAGAGCAUCUCUGCCUUGCUUUACUGCCAUUUUAUUUCAUUCUUAGCAUCGAAAAUAUCACACACGCAUGUGCUGUCUUACACAAGUAAAUGAGGUGCAUACAGUGUGUCCCAAAAUAUGUUGCUUGUAGAUUGUAUGAAGAUUUUUACAAAUAUUGGGCAACAUGUUCUUGGAUAUAGUGCAUACAUGCUGUGAUAUUUCAACCAUGAAGUAUAUUUUAGGUGAACUAUUGUUGAAUUUGUUUUGAAAUGUUGAAAUAAAUUAUUGAU